This is a messenger RNA of Mesocestoides corti, 300 nucleotides long. The record is from the annotation of a GenBank genome assembly. NCBI's taxonomy places the organism in Eukaryota, Metazoa, Platyhelminthes, Cestoda, Cyclophyllidea, Mesocestoididae.
AUGUCCGGAAUGGAGGUUGAUGAGGGCCCCAUUAGACCCGUUCGGUUCGAAAUUAAAAAGUGGAAUGCAGUUGCACUUUGGGCAUGGGAUAUCGUGGUUGAUAAUUGCGCUAUUUGCCGUAACCAUAUCAUGGAUUUAUGCAUUGAAUGUCAGGCAAACAAUGCAACUGACGGAACCGAGGAGUGCACAGUUGCUUGGGGUCACUGUAAUCAUGCGUUUCAUUUUCAUUGCAUAUCACGCUGGCUUAAAACGCGACAGGUAUGUCCGCUUGAUAAUAGGGAAUGGGAGUUCCAAAAGUAA